AACAAUAUGUCUAUAAUUUUAUUUUUAUUUUUAUUUUUAUUUAACAGUAAUAGUUAGCGAUGUCUAUAAUUUUAUUUAACCCAAAGAUAAGAUUUUCUGGUAAUUUUUAUCUUUAAGGGGAAAAAAUUUUAGUCGAUCAUCCCAUUUUGACCAGAUUUUCGCCAAAAUUUUCCCAUUCCAUUUUUAAAAAUCACCACAUGCACAGUUGCCGUGGAUACGAAAAAAAUUGCCUUUUUGGUAAAAAAGUCUCCAGUUAAUCUUUAUAUUAUUAUAUACAUGUACAUGAACAUGAAAAAAACUCUCUCCCGUUCCUACUUUUUUGUAUUAUUACAAAGAUAUAACUUAGAAAAUUUAUUUUCGUUUUUUCUAAUAAUCCUAUUUCGUAAACUAUAACGGUAUGUCCACCCCAACUAGGACUACUCGUAGUGCUGCCCAGAAGGGUAUAGACAACCAGGAGCAGGGAGAAACUAUGGAAGGAGAACUCGACCCUUUCGUUGCUUAUAAUCCACAAAAUACACAGCAAAAAAAGAAAACCAAAACUGGCGAGACCCCGAAAAAUGUCGAUCCUAUUGUAACACAAUCAACCUCUGCAACACCAACUGCGAACAAAGGAAAAGCUAAUGAAGAUCAUUCAGAUGUACUACAAAAGAUCAACACACAAGAUCAAGAUGAUCAAUCGACGCAUGAUGACUCACAUUUUGAUGAUCCAUCUGCCGAUAAUCAAUUGCCUGAAAAAGAAAUGGCUGACACCAAAUUUUCACCAAUCGUCUUGUCUAAACAUAACACAUGGAAAGCUACUUGUACGAUUCCGGAGGCGCCUAAAAGUACACAAUUUUGUCAUUAUAUUGUUAAAAUUAUCAAAUCAAAAAUUGACAUCGUUACCACUUUUGAAGAAAAAAAACCGAUUAGAUUGACUGAUGAUACCAAUCAAGAACAAAAAUACUGUCACAUGAUUAGUAUUAAAGUUAGUACCGAAGUCGAUUUAAAUAGCUUAUGUAAUAUGACUUUUAAAAUGCUUAGUGCAACCGAUGGAGAAGAAAAUAAUGUCGUUUACUCUUUUAAGAAAGUAGAAAAUUUACAAGAAAAACGAAAACAACUUUUUCAAACUCGUGAAAGUCGUACUAUCAAGGUAUUCAAUAUACCAUUAUAUAUGGAAAAUUAUAAUUUGAAGGCUGUUUUUAGUCGUUAUGGAGAGUUAGAAGAAGAUGGCAUUACUACACGACUCAAAGGUAUAUACAGACAAGCUUUUAUAACCUACAAAGACGAACUUAGCUUACAACCCUUUUACGCUCAAUGGAGUGUAUGGGAGUUUAAAGAAUGUCUCUCAGUGGUACCUGUUUUGCUAUCUGAAGAAAAAAAAUCUGAAAAGUUCCAAUUUGCAGCUAAAAUUAAUGGUUUACCGUUCAAUACUUGUGCACGUGAUUUACAACCAUUGGUUACUGAAACCAGCGCUGCAUCUAUUUUUAUUCCACGCAACCCCGUGACAUAUAAACCUAUGAAAUAUGCUUUUGUAUAUUUUAGAAAUGAUGAAGAUUUUAGUAUUGCAACCAAUAAUGUAUAUGAAUAUGAAGGUCAACAACUAGAAUGGUUCCCGUUAGAUACCAAAUCUUGUCAUAGAUGCGGAUAUACGGGACACGUAGUGAAGGAAUGUCAAACGGAAUUACGACAACGUUCUAAUAAAUUAAAUCGUAAUCAACUGCUCCAACAAUUUAAAAAUCGUAAUAAAUCUAGAUUCAAUUCAUACGCCGAUGCCACUAAGGGAAAUAGAUAUCCUAAUAAUCGACAACGGCAUUGGAAUCAAAAUAAUAUUAUCAACCGACAACGUAAUAACAAUACAUACACCUUUAGUGAAGAAGAAAUGCAAGCUUGGGGUGACGAAGAAGAUAUAAGUGACAACAACUACAACCCAAUUCAAGGUGGAACUAAGAAAGGAGGCUCUAUGCAUGAUCCAAAUAACAACAAACAUACAUCUUCACAAAAUGAUUUAUCAGAGAUUAAAAAACAACUUACCACUUUAAAUGCAAUGAUUACCGAAUUUAGAAAAGAAAAUGAUAUAGUUAGAAAAGAAAUUAAUUCAAUUAAAGAAACCUUUAAAAAUAAUAAUAAUCGUAAAGGUCUCCAACAAAACCCGAACAAAUUGCCAAUAGUUAACGAUAAUAAUAAGCGUGCCAAACCUGACUCAUCUUCAAGUGAAAAUGAUGACAACAAUUUAGUGCUUAACUUAGAAUCAAGAGUAGAAAAACAAGAUAGUUUAUUAAAUAAUAUGUUCAAUAUGAUCACGAAACUUACUGGACAACUUUCCGAUAAAGAACAAAAUGAUUCUACUACAACCAAAAUUGCAAGUAUUGGGGGUACUAGCAAUUCAGCCAACCAGUUCGAAUCCACAUUUUAAAUCUUAAUGAUUGUACAACCCAAUAAUAACAAUUUAAUUAAUAAUUAUUUUAACAAUCCACCCCCACAUUUAAUUAAUUAUAAAAGAAAAAAGAAAAAGAAGAAAAAAACAAACUUAAUGGAAGAUAAUACAAUUCCAAAUCAAAUUAACGAUAAUAUAGAUAUGUUUAACGAGCACGAUAAUCAGAAAUAUUUUACAAAAAUAGCGGUGCUUAAUAUAUGUACCUUAACAGAAUAUAAAUUGAACAAUAUUUUUGACUAUAUAAGAAAAAAUGGUGUCGAUAUAAUGGGUAUUACAGAAACACAAAAAGCUGAUAAAGAAAUUAAUUUUUUCAACGCAGAUAAAGCUGGAUACAAAAUUAUUUCAC
Molecule: messenger RNA, 2759 nt
Organism: Rhizophagus irregularis DAOM 181602=DAOM 197198
Lineage: Eukaryota; Fungi; Glomeromycota; Glomeromycetes; Glomerales; Glomeraceae
Molecular function (GO): nucleic acid binding; zinc ion binding
Source: RefSeq, a predicted model, not a curated record